AUGGAACUUCAAGACGCUGUGGCCAUUGUGACUGGCGGCGCGCGGGGCUUUGGCCGCGCCUUUGCCGACAAGAUCCUGGCUGCACGUGGCAAAGUCUUGAUCACGGACGUCGACGUCCAGGAACUGCGAGCGACGGGCGAGGCCCUGCAGGCCCAAUACGGCGAGAAGAACGUGUGCUGGCGCUUCCAGGACGUCACGGAGAAGGACAGCUUCUCGCAGGCGUUUGCCUACGCCAGCGAGUACUUCCACGAGCCUGUGAACGUGCUGGUGAACAAUGCUGGAGUUUUCAGCGCCAUGUCGUUCUACGAGCACGAGAGCACGUACUGGGAGACUGUCGUCGACAUUGAUCUGAUCGCACCGAUUCGGGGCACCAGGUGCGCGAUCGCGGAGUUCAAGCGCACACUCAAUGGUAAAGAAGGUGUCGUCGUCAAUGUUGCCAGCAUGGCUGGGCUCGUCCAUGUGCCGUUUGGACCGGACUAUGCUGCAGCCAAACAUGGCGUCGUGGGCUUGACGCGGUCGCUGUAUACGCUCCAGAAGUCGGACAACAUUCGCUGCUUUUGUAUGUGCCCGGGAUUCGCCGAUACGGACAUGGGCCGCAACGCUGAAGAGACGGUCCCAGAGUACACCAGUAUCAUGGGCGGUCUCUUGCCGGUCCAAGUCAUCGUGGACGCCUUUGUUGCUGGCCUGCGAGAGCCUGAUAAUGCCGGUCGCGUGCAGUGUAUCAUGCACGAUGGUAUCAUGUAUCACUCCUUUCCUACCGACAAGGUACUGUCCCCCACUCCAGAUUGUGAGUAG
This is a messenger RNA of Hyaloperonospora brassicae, 795 nucleotides long. NCBI's taxonomy places the organism in Eukaryota, Oomycota, Peronosporomycetes, Peronosporales, Peronosporaceae. The record is from the annotation of a GenBank genome assembly.